Messenger RNA from Callorhinchus milii (elephant shark), 2000 nucleotides. RefSeq lists its product as uncharacterized. The annotation marks the transcript as partial. Gene Ontology annotation, biological process: regulation of transcription by RNA polymerase II. Lineage: Eukaryota; Metazoa; Chordata; Chondrichthyes; Chimaeriformes; Callorhinchidae. Gene Ontology annotation, molecular function: protein dimerization activity; DNA-binding transcription factor activity, RNA polymerase II-specific; RNA polymerase II cis-regulatory region sequence-specific DNA binding. The transcript has 5 exons. The record is from RefSeq and is a predicted model, not a curated record.
GCGAGCCCGGCGGCCCCUGCAGAAGAAUUAAACAAGACGCAACAACAGGGAGGAGGGUGGUGGAAUGUAAACAACAACAACAACAACCCUACCCGCCACCACGCGGCGUGUUGUUGCGUGACGAAAGUAGCAGCAGCGUCAUCACCACGUGUAGCGUCAUCAUCAUCACCACGUGUAGCAGCAGCGUCGUCAUCAUCCACGCAAUGUCUGCCGGCAGGGAUGACUCCUCCUCCUCCUCCUCGACCUUCUACGACGGCGAGGAGCUGCACUGCGACUGGCACCAGUCCACGCUGCCCAGCGAGGACAUUUGGAAGAAGUUUGAGCUCCUGCCCCCCGCGCCGGACGGAGCGAACUCAACGCCAACGCCGCCGCCCUCGGGCGAUCCGAGCCGCGAUGGCGGCGAAGUGGCGAGCCGCGGCCACGUCUGGGACCCCGCCGCUGCAGUUUGCCGGCGCCGGCGACUGCGGCGACUGCGGCGGCGGCGUGGGAGCCGUGGAGCCGUGGGAGCCGUGGGAGCCGUGCUGCUGCGGGACUGCAUGUGGAGCAGCGCCGCCUCCUUGGCCAGAGCCACGCUGGAGCGGCUGGCGCCCGCCGACAAGUCGGCGCCGCCGCCGCCGCCCGCGGUCUCCCGCGCCGUGCCGAGCCCCACGGCCGCCGCGGUGCCCGCCGAGAUGCUGCCCUUUGAGCCGGGAGGGCGGCACCUGCCGGCCCGAGGGGCGGGAGAUGGGGAGAUUUGUCGUGGACGGGGCGAUGUCUCCCGGCAACGAGACGUCCAGCGAUUCGGGCAGACUCAUCCCCCCAGAGAUGAGCCCCACAACUGUGGUGUCAUCAGCAAACUUCACAAUGGUGUUGCUAUGGUGGACGGCGGCACAGUCAUGUGUGUAGAGGGAGUAGAGCAGGGGCUCACGGGCGAAGAAGAGGUUCAACUCCUCUGCCAGAGCGUUGUCACCAUCAGCAGCUCCGCGGUUGGCCCUGUAGUUGGUGAGGUGCUGGACUCCCUGCCACACCUGCCUGCUGUCGUGACUGUCCAGGCGUUCCUCAAUUCUCCUCCUGUAGUCUGCUUUGGCCUUGCAGAUGCCUCUCUUCAGGUCCUGAUGUUCGAAGACCCCAGUCGUCCUAUCAAAGCAGUCCUGCAGCUGCUGGGUGGCACCCUCAGGCCAGAUGGCGACAGUUUUUGUGUGGUAGGAGCCGUUUUCUUGAUGGGGGCGUAUGCAGGGAUCAAAAGCAGGGACAAAUGGUCAGACUGGCCCACGUGCGACGAUGACGACGACGCGGAUGAGGAAGAUGGAGAGAUUGACGUGGUGACCGUGGAGGAGGGGAGCCACGCCACAACGAGCGUGGCGCUACGCGCCGUGCACGACACAAACACGGCCCCCCGGUACAACGACAACAACCGGCGGCAGCGGCGGCAGCAGCGGCGGCGACUCGCCCCGCCGGCGUCCACGCCGCCCGUGCACCAGCAGCAGCACAACUACGCCGCCCCCUCGCCGCCUGCGCGCGGGGCGAAGACGCCGCCCCCGCCGGCGCCGCGGGGAUCCGCGCGGAGCCGGGGCGCCGCCGGCGGGGCCGGCUCGUCCCGCGCCGUCUCGACGGGGAGCGGCGGUGGCCCUCGGAGCUCCGGCGGCUCGGAGGGGCUUGGCGAGCGGCACAACGACCAGGAGCGUCGGCGGCGCGACUCCAUCAAGAAGGGUUUCCAGUGGCUGCGCGGCGGCAUACCGGAGCUGGCGCACGACGAGAAGGCGGCCAAGGCGCAGAUCCUGAAGCGCGCGAUAGAAUAUUCGCGCACCCUGAAGCGCGAGGAGGAGAGACUCAAGGCGGAGAAGCGGCGCGAGCAGAUUCGACGUCGGGAGCUGCUGGCGAGGCUGGAAACCCUGAAGAACUCGUUGGCCGAGCGGUCUCCAUUUGCAUCUCGUUUAAAGACUUUAAACCGAAAGUUACUUUGUUUUGAUAUUGGACGAAAGCCUCUGGCGACCGGCACAGUUGAGCCUCUUUGCCAUUGA